Ornithodoros turicata is the source of this 722-nucleotide messenger RNA. RefSeq lists its product as uncharacterized. The transcript has 5 exons. Lineage: Eukaryota; Metazoa; Arthropoda; Arachnida; Ixodida; Argasidae. The record is from RefSeq and is a predicted model, not a curated record. Bases 1 to 696 code for a protein of 231 amino acids.
AUGGGCGGUAUAAGUUUCCACCGUUUUCCUCGGGACCCCUUGAGGUACAAGGCGUGGCUGGAGUUUUGCAACCUGGAGGCGGAUACGAGUCUAAUUUCCAUUCGCUCUAAGGUCCUGUGCUCCCAGCACUUCGCACCAGUUGCUUAUUUGCGCACAGGAAGGCUUCGGUGGGAUGCAGUUCCUACAUUGAAGCGCACACUGCAUGGCGUUGGAGGAAGUAGUGCCUACGCCAAUCAGAGCAGACUUGAAAGCAGUGGGCCUUCAACGGAGGAACGUGUGCAAGCUGUGGUAGCCUGCGAUGACGACAGCACAGGAGCAAUACACCUUCACCAGAUGAGUCAUCCUUGCCAUGCUGAAGAGUGUGGUACUGAAGAAAGUCAGCAACAGCGUGAUCUGUCUCAUCAGGACCAUAGCUACGCACAACACGCACCAGCCUUGUCAACACAGAGCACUGUUGUCUCCCCACUAGCUGCAGUUGUCACUCCUCUGCCAGGAACGUCGUCUGGUGUACUGCGUGCAGUCUCGUCACCUCAGCACUUAGGAGGUGGAAGUGGCUGGCAUCCCCCCAAAGAUUGCCCAUCGUCCAGUAGUCUAGCAGCUCCAGCACAGCCAACAAAAGGCAAGCUGGAUAACCUCCGCAAGAAAGUGCACCAGUUGCAAGCCCUGUGUUCAGCACCUGUGUUCAUAGAUACCUAGCAUACAUUUUCUAUUUUGAAUCUUCA